Molecule: messenger RNA, 600 nt
Organism: Geodia barretti
Lineage: Eukaryota; Metazoa; Porifera; Demospongiae; Tetractinellida; Geodiidae
Source: the annotation of a GenBank genome assembly
AUGCUUGAUAUUCCGGGUGAAGAGGAAUAUGGCGGACGGGGUGUCUCCUACUGCGCAACGUGUGAUGGGUUCUUCUUCCAAGAUCAGCGGCUUGUUGUCGUUGGAGGGGGUGACGCGGCAUUAGAGGAAGGCAUCUUCUUAACCAAGUACGCCUCCGAGGUGUAUAUCGUCCACCGCCGCGAUCAGCUCCGUGCGAGCCAGAUUAUGCAAGAACGCGCCUUCAAAAACGAUAAAAUUAAGUUUAUCUGGGACACCGUUGUUGAGGAAAUCAAUGGCGACGCAGAAAAAGUGACCGGUGCUACCCUCAAAAACGUUAAAACCGGUGAGACGCAACUCUUCCCGAUUGACGGUGUAUUCAUCUUUAUUGGACAUAUUCCGAACACAGAACUCUUCACAGAUGUCAUAAAUAUGAACGAGCAAGGGUAUAUCAUUGUGGACGAGAUGCAACGCACGAACGUAAACGGUGUUUAUGCCGCAGGCGAUGUCCAUGACGAUGUCUUUCGACAAGCGAUUACCGCCGCAGGAACCGGUGCUGCCGCUGCGAUCGCCGCUGAAAAGUUCAUCGCAGAAUUUGAGAACCGCGCCUAUCCAGGGAAUUAA